AUGAUUAUUUUAUUCUUUAUUUCUCUUAUUACUUUUGUGAACUCCUUAUCAUUGAAAUAAGUUCUAAUGGCAAUUGAUUGUGGAGGAUAAGAAUCCUUCAAUUCCAAAGAAGGAUUUCUUUAUCAAGAUGAUUAAUAUUUUAGUGGGGAUUCAAGAGUAUCUGAUUACACAUACAAUGAUGUUGUUUAUGCUGGAAUUGCAUAUACUUUUACUCCAAGAGUUUAUUUUACUGAGAGACAUGGUAAUUCAUUUGAUUAUAACCUACCAAUAAAUAAGAAUGGACAAUACACAAUCAUUUUGUAAUUUGUAGAAUUAUACUUUGAAAAUGAGGGAGAAAGACAAUUCGAUAUUUAUAUUGGAACAAAAAGAGUCAUACAAAAUCUCUCUAUUAUUGACAAUAAGCAUCAAAAAGGUUCUGCAAAAGAAGUGUUCAUUUAUAUCGAUAUAAAAGAAGACAAAGUUUUUCAUUAGGGCCAAGAAUGCAAUAAAGGAUUUAUUAAUGGGAAAUUGAAAAUUGGAUUUAGAAAAGGAGCUGCAGAUUUACCUAAAGUUGAUGGUAUUGUGAUUGUCAAAGGACAUAAUGCUGGAGAAGAAGAAAGAAAUCAUUUAAUUGAUAAUUGGGAGUAAUUAUUAGAGGAAAAUAAAAAGAAGGAAGCAGAAUUAGAGAGAGCAGAACUUGAGGCUUAAAAUAUGAUUGUACCUGAUUCUGUUGAACCAGAAGAAGGGGAAGGGUUAAUUUCCUUCUUAUUAUCACCUAUUGGAUUUGGAAUCAUUGGUUUUGGAAUGGCUGUAUUUGGAAUUUUAAUGUUCGCAGGUGAAAAUUAGGAUUAAAAAAAUAAAAAGAUUAAGAAGUCAAAAUGAUUAUCGUAUUAGUAUAAUAAAUCUAAACAGAGUAG
Molecule: messenger RNA, 896 nt
Organism: Paramecium tetraurelia
Lineage: Eukaryota; Ciliophora; Oligohymenophorea; Peniculida; Parameciidae
Exons: 5
Cellular component (GO): membrane
Molecular function (GO): carbohydrate binding
Source: RefSeq, a predicted model, not a curated record